AUGCUUGCCACAUCUGUUUGGUGUGUCUAUGUGAGUUAUUUAGACAUAGAAGAUGAGGACUUGCUUAUCCAGUGUGAGACGUUUGAGGAGGCUAAGACUGAAGAUGAUGAAGAGUUGCUGAGAAUAUGUGAUGGCAUUGAUAUGAACAGUCAUCAAGAUGUUUUCUCAUCUCUGUUCAACAAAGUGAGCAGCUCCCCAGUCUCCGUUCAAUUGCUGUCCAUUCUCCAAAGCCUCUUGCAUCUUGAACCUUCUCAUCGCUCCAGCUUAUUGCUCUGGGAAUCCUUAGAAAUUUUAGUAAGCAGAGCCAUCUUGCUUGCUAAUGACAUACAAGAUAACAGUGUGGAAGAAGUAAUGGACAGAUUGUUGUCUGUCAAGCAACACCGCAAGAAAAGAGAUUUAGGUUCCAGAAGAGCAGCUAAGAAGGUGAACGAGAGCACUCAGACCAAUGAAGAUUUGGGGCAAUUUCCAAACAUCACCCAGAGCUCUCCUCCAAGAACUUGCUCUUCCAACAAUCCACUUAAUGGAGAGCCACAGAAUGUGUCUAAGGUUGCAUCCUCCUGCUUUUUGGUCAGUUCAUCUUCACCAGAAUGGAAUCUGUCUUCAGCUGCUCCGGUGCCGCCACCUCCUCCUCCUCCUCCACCUCCUCUCCCCGGAACAUUAGACAUGUUGCCACAACAGCCGUCUCCUCUAUCUGGGAUACAAAUGCCAGCAUCAGUUCCCACGUUGCAUGAUGUAGUAACAAUCCCACCCCCUCCUCCUCUGCCUGGGAUGACCAGCAUUCUUCCCCCUCCCCCACUGCCCAGUAUGACAGGGAUACCUUCACCUCCACCUCUUCCCACUAUGAUAGGGGCCCAUUCCCUACCUCAAAACUCAGCCAUGCCACCACCACCUCCCCCACUGCCAGGUGCGGUAGGGAUCCCACCACCUCCCCCACUGCCAGGUGCGGUAGGGAUCCCUCCCCCUCCUCCACUGCCUGGCAUGGUAGGGAUCCCUCCCCCUCCCCCACUGCCUGGCAUGGUAGGGAUCCCUCCCCCUCCCCCACUGCCUGGCAUGGUAGGGAUCCCUCCCCCUCUUCCUGGUGCUGCAGGAGUUCCACCUCCACCCCCACCACUCCCAGGCAUGCCACCUCCUCCUCCCCCACUGCCUGGGAUGGAAGGGCUACCACCCCCUCCCCCACUGCCAGGCAUCCCACCUCCUCCACCUCUGGGAUUCAACGUAGAGGAAAUUGUCCCUGCGUGGGCCAGCAGUCUUGGCUCUGCUGCACCACCCCCUAAAAGAAGGAAGAUGCCAACGCUAAGGAUGAAGAAACUGAAUUGGCAGAAGCUCCCCUCCAAUGUGGUGAGAGAGAGUCACUCUAUGUGGGCAUCAACAACAAGAACGAGUGAAGAAUAUAUUGAGCCAGAUUACUCUAAAAUAGAACAGUUGUUUUGCUUUCCACAAACCAAGCCCAAAUCAAAGGAAGUUGCACCAGUGAAGACAGAACCAAAAGAGAUUACAUUUCUAGAUUCCAAAAAGAGUCUUAAUCUGAACAUAUUUUUGAAGCAAUUUAAGUGCACUAACGAGGAGGUGGUUAAAAUGAUUCAGGAAGGUGACAGAACAAAGUUUGAUGUUGAAGUGCUCAAGCAGCUUCUUAAACUCCUACCGGAAAAACAUGAAAUAGAAAAUUUGAAAGCUUUCAAAGAAGAAAAGGAAAAAUUAUCAAAUGCAGAUCAGUUCUAUCUUCUACUCCUUGGAGUUCCUAGGUAAGAGGAAUGUUAAUGAGAAUACAGUAGUUGUUAAAGAAACAUACAUUUAAUUAGUUAAAUUAAAUAUACAUAUUUUAAACAUUUCUAAAGCAGGAAACAUCAUUUGUUUUAAAUGAUUCCAGUGUUAUAGUAGUCACAGAAGAGUUAUAGAUGGCACAAAGAAGAAAUC
Thamnophis sirtalis is the source of this 1914-nucleotide messenger RNA. The record is from RefSeq and is a predicted model, not a curated record. Lineage: Eukaryota; Metazoa; Chordata; Lepidosauria; Squamata; Natricidae.